Wyeomyia smithii (pitcher-plant mosquito) is the source of this 1818-nucleotide messenger RNA. RefSeq lists its product as uncharacterized. Gene Ontology annotation, molecular function: catalytic activity. Lineage: Eukaryota; Metazoa; Arthropoda; Insecta; Diptera; Culicidae. The record is from RefSeq and is a predicted model, not a curated record. Bases 1 to 1818 code for a protein of 605 amino acids. The transcript has 2 exons.
AUGACGCAUCCUGCACGACUGCACAGAAUGCCGACAAUUUUGCCUUUCUGCGAUGUUAUACGGAUGGUGGGAACCUUCAGGUUCCCGCCAAAGCGUACUUCUCCCGACGACAACGAUGCCAUUUGGAUUUUCUAUCAGAACGUCCGCGGCCUACGCACUAAAAUUGACGACUUGUUCCUGGCUGCUAGCGAAUGUUCAUACGAUGUCAUCAUUUUGACGGAAACUGGACUAAACAAUGACAUUAACGACCUUCAGCUUUUUGGUACUGCAUACAAUGUGUUCCGGUGUAAUCGUAGCCCUCAAAAUAGUUGUAAAUCUCGUCUUGGAGGUGUGCUUGUUGCUGUUGCUCAAUGUAAUACUAGUAAAACUAUAUGUACAACUAACGGACAAAGCUUGGAACAGAUUUGUGUGUCUUCCGUCGUCAAAGGCAAAAAGCUGCUUAUUUGUGCAGUGUAUAUUCCGCCAGACAGGAGCAGCGACAUCUGCACUAUGAAUGACCACUUAGCAACUAUUGACGAAAUUAGAACGAAUUCUACUCUAGAAGAUACGAUUCUCGUUUGUGGUGACUACAAUCAACCACGCAUGCAAUGGAUGAGUGGCAUUGACGGUAUCUAUUGUAGUAAUGGAAACCAACUUCCUCAAUCAAGUAGUAUUUUACUAGAUGGCAUGGAUUUCAUGAAUUUAAGCCAGGCAAAUCUCGUACGCAACCGCCUGAAUCGUACACUUGAUUUGGUUUUCUGCACUUUUGAGCAGAAGGUAAGUGUCAAUGUUUGCCCCGUUCCGCUCUUACCUAUCGACAGUCACCACCCACCGUUAGAGAUGUCUUUGCCCGCCGUCACUGAUGGUAUCGCACCGAUUGUCGCCAAUGCUGAGCGAACGCUUAAUUACCGUAGGAUCAAUUUUGCUGCUUUACUUGCGUACUUGUCAACGGUGAAUUGGGAUCUGCUUUUUGCUUCUAGUGACGUUGAUGAUAUGGCUGAUAAGUUUAGUGACGAAAUAUGCUCGUGGCUGCUGACAAAUGUACCAACCAAACGUGCUGCAGCUUCGCCUGCGUGGAGUACACCGGGAUUACGUAAACUAAAACGUGAGCGUAACGCAUGUCAACGUAGAUUGCGGCGCCAUCGAACACUCGAACACAAGUAUAAUUUUCAGGUAGCCAGUAACGCUUACCGUCGAGUUAACGCUGCACUCUAUAAGUCGUACGUCCUGAGAAUUCAAUCGAGUCUUCGGCGCAAUCCGAAAGGUUUUUGGAACUUUGUAAAUUCCAAACGGAAUACUUCUUCGAUUCCAUCGAGUGUUUUCCUCGACGAUGAAACCGCCUCGACUGCUGCAACCACAUGUAACCUUUUUGCUAGACAUUUUGCUUCGGUCUUCAACUCAGGUUGCACAUCUCAGCAGGAGGCCGAGUACGCUGCCUCUGACGUCCCAGCUGAUUUGGUCGAUUUACGAUCUUUCGUCAUUACAAAUGAAAUGGUUGUUGAAGCAGCGAAGAAAUUGAAGUGCUCCUAUUCACCUGGUCCAGAUGGAAUUCCAGCUGUGGUUUUGACCCGUUGUAUAGCUGCAUUAGUAGAUCCACUGUGCUGUAUUUUCAACCGCUCGUUCAAUGAGGGAAAGUUUCCACUUUUGUGGAAGCAGUCCUACAUGUUUCCUGUAUACAAAAAUGGCGAUCGUAGAAACGUGUCAAACUACCGUGGAAUAACAAGUCUCUCUGCUGCAUCAAAACUUUUCGAGAUUAUUGUGUGCGGCAUACUGUUAGAGCGAACUAAAAAUUACAUCUUUUUUGAUCAGCAUGGUUUUAUGCCCGGCCGAUCGGUGUAG